Messenger RNA from Diaporthe citri, 936 nucleotides. RefSeq lists its product as uncharacterized. Bases 1 to 936 code for a protein of 311 amino acids. Lineage: Eukaryota; Fungi; Ascomycota; Sordariomycetes; Diaporthales; Diaporthaceae. The record is from RefSeq and is a predicted model, not a curated record. The transcript is spliced from 2 exons.
AUGAGGAUCGACUCCCUCAUCGCAGUAGGCGCAGCCCUACAGACAGCCGUCUCGGCCGUUGCGAUACCCGAAACCUCCGACCUCACAUCAUCGCUCGACGCCACGCCACAACACCAACAGCGCGACUUCGACGACUCGCUCUACACCGACCUAUGGAAGCGUAGAGGCGGUGGUUCAGGUGGAAGGGGAGGUGGAAGUUCGGGAUCGGGUUCAUCAGGCAGCAGUUCGUCUUCAGGAUCUGGCAGCGGCAGCUCCUCCUCUGGCUCUAGUUCCGGAAGCUCAUCGUCGUCCGGCAAAACAGGUUCCUCGGGAAGUUCGUCCUCGUCUUCAGGCUCCUCGUCAGGCUCCUCAGGUGGCCGCGGCGCUGCCUCCUCGUCCUCCUCCACCGGCGGCAGAACAACGACCGGCUCGGGCGCGGCACCCGCGUACGGCGGCGGACGGUUCUACGGCGGCGGCACGACGGUCCCCUACCGCGCCGGCUCGCGCUCGACGGGCGGCAUCGUCCCCUUCGUGCUGGUGGGCGGGCUCGCGGCCUACGCAUUCUGGCCGGGCGUCUGGUACCACCCGCCCUACAUGUACCCCUACGCGCACCCCUGGAACUACCACAACCAGUCCUCGAACCAGAACGAGACCAAGCCCGUGACCUGCGCCUGCGACCCCUACCAGGUCUGCGGCUGCGACGACAACGCGAACCAGACCUACAUCGACAGCGUCGUCGGCAACGGCUCCUACAACUCCCUCAACCGCAGCCUCGUCGCCAUCGGGGACGUCAACGGCACCGAGACCAUCCUCAUCAACGGCACCCUGCCCAACGGCACCACCGCCAGCGGCGGCACCGACUCGCCCAACGCGGCCGCCGGGCUGAGGCACCUGGCCCAGGCCGCCGGCUGGUGGCCCCUGGUCGCCACGGCCGCGGCCAUGGCGUUCUUUGCUUAG